Molecule: messenger RNA, 1752 nt
Organism: Oryza sativa Japonica Group (Japanese rice)
Lineage: Eukaryota; Viridiplantae; Streptophyta; Magnoliopsida; Poales; Poaceae
Product: cystathionine beta-lyase, chloroplastic
Biological process (GO): transsulfuration; 'de novo' L-methionine biosynthetic process
Cellular component (GO): cytoplasm
Molecular function (GO): pyridoxal phosphate binding
Source: RefSeq, a predicted model, not a curated record
AGUGAUACCAAACAAAAUCCACUCCCGCUUCCGACACAUCGCCAACCAUGAGCGCCGCCGCCGCCGCCGCCGCCGCCGCCGCAAUCCCCACCUCUCUCGGCCGCCUCUUCCACCUCCGCCCCACCCCGAACCCCUCCCGGAACCUUAGCGGCAGCUCAGCGCAACCCCUCCUCCGCCUCAGCUACCACCCACGCCUCACGCUCUCUCGCCGCAUGGAGGCGCCGGCGGCGAUCGCCGACUCCCACGGCGGCGGCGACCUGAGCGCGUCCGCGGUCGGCGCGGAGGCGCUGGGCGCCGUCGCCGCUCCGGAUUUCGAUGUGGAGAUGAAGGAGCCUAGCGUGGCGACGAUACUGACGAGCUUCGAGAACUCGUUCGAUGGGUUCGGGUCUAUGAGCACGCCGCUGUACCAGACGGCCACGUUUAAGCAGCCUUCAGCAACCGAUAAUGGACCUUAUGAUUACACUAGAAGUGGUAACCCUACACGUGAUGUUCUCCAAAGCCUUAUGGCUAAGCUUGAGAAGGCGGAUCAGGCAUUCUGCUUCACCAGUGGGAUGGCAGCACUAGCUGCAGUAACACACCUCCUUAAGUCUGGACAAGAAAUAGUUGCUGGAGAGGACAUAUAUGGUGGCUCAGACCGUCUGCUCUCACAAGUUGCCCCGAGACAUGGGAUUGUAGUAAAACGAAUUGAUACAACCAAAAUUAGUGAGGUAACUUCUGCAAUUGGGCCCUUGACUAAACUAGUAUGGCUUGAAAGUCCCACCAAUCCCCGUCUACAAAUUACUGAUAUAAAGAAAAUAGCAGAGAUAGCUCAUUACCAUGGUGCUCUUGUUUUAGUAGACAACAGCAUCAUGUCUCCUGUGCUCUCCCGUCCUCUAGAACUUGGAGCAGAUAUUGUUAUGCACUCAGCAACCAAAUUUAUAGCUGGACAUAGCGAUCUUAUGGCUGGAAUUCUUGCGGUGAAGGGUGAAAGCAGCUUGGCUAAAGAGAUUGCAUUUCUACAAAAUGCUGAAGGAUCAGGUUUGGCACCAUUUGAUUGCUGGCUUUGUUUGAGAGGAAUCAAAACCAUGGCUUUGCGGGUGGAGAAGCAGCAGGCUAAUGCUCAGAAGAUUGCUGAAUUUCUAGCUUCUCAUCCAAGAGUAAAGAAAGUGAACUAUGCAGGACUUCCUGAUCAUCCUGGACGAUCUCUACACUAUUCCCAGGCAAAGGGAGCGGGUUCAGUUCUCAGUUUCCUAACUGGUUCAUUAGCUCUCUCAAAACAUGUUGUUGAGACCACAAAGUACUUCAAUGUAACAGUUAGCUUUGGAAGUGUGAAAUCGCUCAUUAGCCUGCCAUGCUUCAUGUCACACGCCAGCAUCCCUUCUGCGGUUCGCGAGGAGCGCGGCCUGACAGACGAUCUAGUCAGGAUAUCGGUUGGAAUUGAGGAUGCCGACGACCUCAUAGCGGAUCUUGAUCAUGCUCUCCGGUCUGGUCCAGCUUAGAGCCUGUGAAUUCUGUGCCCUUCCUGUUCGUUAGGGAUGUAGAUGUGGUCAUGUGGGUGCUAUCUGUGUGGGUGAUUGAUUCAUUGGUCAACUCAAUAAGCUGCUGUGUCAUCGAGGGAAUAAAGACAAUCUAUCCCAAAUUUUUUAACACCAUAUGGUGACCAACUGACCAUGAUAUGGUCUUAAUCAAUUGAUAUUUAUAGAAGGUUUCUUUGAACUGCAAUUUUGCAACCACUGACAGUGAUGCAAGGAUUGAAAGAACAGUGUUUGUACA